AUGCAUCGUCUUUUUGCUGAGUUGGAGCCAUCUUUAACCGUCACAGAGCAAAACCUGGCAGACCGAGUUCGGUAUAUCUCGCGCUCAAAUAUAUUUGAUGUCGCCGAACUCGAACGGCUACGACGUGAGGCUGUUCCCUCGUCGGAUGAGAAUGCUACGGCUGAGGAUGCGGCGCCACAAAUGGUAGAGCAACCCGCAAACGUGGAUGCCGACGUGAAUACCCCAAUUGUGGUUGAUUCAAACGAUGAUGGAACAGUCGCCCAGGAACUGGAAUUAGAGCAUAUGAGGAGUACAUUGGAAGAGGCGAUUGUGGAAACGCGUAGUACGCCUCUCGAAAAUCGACCGCGACUUCCCCGCAUAGCCCUAAGCAAGCGGAAUCGGGCUGUCGUGAGGGCUCUGAACCCAAUGCUGGUGAUCUAUUUGGAAGCCAGCCGGGACCUUUGCGAGACGGACUCAAUUCUUUUUGGCGCCGCGCUGGCAGUCUGCCGUAUCAUAGGCGCCAAGGUUUCCACGGCUGGACGCGCUACUGGCCAUAGUAGCGCUAUCCCAGCAUGGAGAAGAAGAAUUGAGGAACGUAUCGCAAAGGCUAGAGCUCUCAUCGGCAGACUGAUAUGCUUCAGAUCAGGCAACAACGGGCCAAGAAUUGUGCGCACCGUCAGGAUGGCGUUUGCUGGGACAAAUGUCAGUUUUUCCCAGCCGGAUAUAACGCAAAAACUGACGGAACGCAUAGAUGAUCUGAAGCAGAGAAUCGCUGCUUGGGGAAAGCGGAUUCGGCGAUAUACCGAGAGGUCGACACGGUUCAACCAGAAUCGUCUUCAGAGUGAUCAGAAGAGGCUCUAUGAAUCAUUGGAGCGACCAAUGGUAAGUGGAACGGGUCCAGCACCGAAUCAGGCCGACACUGUAGCAUUCUGGCGCGGCCUGUGGUCAGAGCCCGUAAACCACAGCGAGGGCCCUUGGACGGAAGUUGUGGCGAGUCAGUAUGCGGGUAUUACGCCCAUGGACCCCGUCAUCAUAACGCCGGAUGACGUAGCUGAGGCGGUCCGUAGGGCCCCGAACUGGAAAAGUCCGGGGCUUGACGGGCUGCAUCACUACUGGCUGAAGGGGUUCAUGGUGUGUCACUCUGUGCUCGCCCGACAGUUUCAAGAGGCUCUCAACCAGAAGUCGCUCCCAAGCCUCUUCACUACUGGGAUCACUCAUUUGGUUCCUAAAGACCAGGAGUGCAUAAAUUUUAAUAAUGAUACUGCUUCAAGAUCAAAAUUGAAGUGUCCUGCUUGCACUGCUUCUUGUCGAAAAGGUGGUGAUAACAGUAACACUCCGAUACGAACUAAUAAGUCUCCUUCCAACAUCGUUUACGAUAAAACUACGUAUAGAUCAUCAAACAAAAGUUCUGACCAGCCUACAUGUAUCACUGAGACCAGUAGUUGCCAACCAUAUAAUUUGGAAUUAAUUAAUAGCAUAGACUUACUGUUAGACAAAAAACUCAGUGCUAUAAAAUGCGAUAUAAUUCAAGAGUUGAAGUUAUCACUUAUCACUGAAAUAAAAAAUGAAAUAACUAGUAACCUUAAACAGCUGAAAGAAUCACAUAACAGUUUGCUAAAUGACUACAACAGUCUUAAAAGUAAUUUUGAAAAACUUCAACAAAAUGUCCAGAAUGGCGAGAUAAAACUGGCGGAAUUAUGUGCGCAAAUAAAAAAAGAACAACAAUGGGGUAGACUUUCGAACUUAGAGAUUAUUGGUUUACCAGAAAACUCAAAAGAAUCAACUUCUGAAUUAAUAAUCAAAAUAGCCAGCCAUGCAGGAAUAAAGCUUACGGAUGAUCAAAUUGUUUUUGCGCACCGAGUUCAGCCUAUGCAGAAUGUUGGAGAAAUGUUCACAAAAAUCAUAACUCAAUGUCCAAAUGAUCAUUUUAUAAUUGCCGGUGACUUCAACCUAGCGAAUAUAUCUUGGUCCUCUUCAAGUCCCGUAAUGCUUAAGCAAAGUCCAGUAGAAUUACAAAAUGCUACAAUAAAGUUAACUGAUCUAUGCAACUUAUCAGGGCUAAAUGAACAUAAUUUAUUAGCAACAAUAGUGGCAACGUGCUAG
Messenger RNA from Parnassius apollo (apollo), 2082 nucleotides. The record is from the annotation of a GenBank genome assembly. NCBI's taxonomy places the organism in Eukaryota, Metazoa, Arthropoda, Insecta, Lepidoptera, Papilionidae.